UUGCCCGCCAUUAGCCCUCUUUCAAUAAUGUCAACCUUCCUGUUUUAGUUAAGCCACUAAAUUUGAUCAAUUUCUUAUUUCUUCGGUGUUCCAAAGCUCGAACCACCCAUUUGAGUGGUCAGAGAGAGAGAGAGAGAGAGAGAGAGAGAGAUGGAAGGGCUUAUCAAGGGCUUGGCAGAAGUGGCUAUAGGGUUUCUAGCAGGAGAUCGCGAUGACCACCCCGAGCGCCAGUCGUCCCCGGGAGGCGAAGAGCGAUCUAGAUCCACUUGGGCUGAUGUGGUUUCGACCGGAAAGCACGAAGGUCAAGGGCAGGCGCAAGGUAGCAGCUAUGGUUACCCUUCUAACCAUACGUUUUCAAGAAAGGAUGAGGAAGCUGAGCAGGAGAGCAGUUUAGGGCAUAAUGCUUAUUCUUGGGAUUCAAGAAAAAAAAAGGAGGAUCUGGCUCAUGUUAAAGAGGAGAAGACAGAUGGUGAUUGGGAGGUUGUUGGCCAGGGCUCUCACAAUAAGAAGCGACAUCCUUCAGCUUUCCAUAAAGUUCCCAAGGAAAACUGGCAAAUGUUCAAGCUGCCUCCUAGUGAUCAGAUGUACACUAAUGCAAUACACUAUGGUGCAGACACUCAGCCAUCAAGAACAGAGCUUUCUGACUUGUCUGAAGCCUGUAGUAAGCUGUGGGAACUUGAUUUAAACCGCUUGGUUCCUGGAAAGGAUUACGAAAUUGAUUGUGGUGAGGGGAAAAGAGCUCACCAGAAGGGAGAUAUGGCAUCAGGAAGCUUGUUUAAGUGGCUGGGUGAUGAUGUGCUUAGGCGCUCUACUUAUGCUCGUUUCUGCUCCCUUUUGGAUAACUACAAUCCUCAAGAAGGAUAUAAAGAAGUUGUAACUCCUGAAGAGAGGCACGAGCAGACUGCAUUUAUUCAGGAGAUAGUCAGGACACCUCCAAUUAAUUAUCUGCACAAAUAUCUUGUUGAGAAGGGCAUUGUAUCUGGUAAUUCUGAAGAGUUUAAGGAAAUUUUGACUCAUCUAUGGUUUGAUCUUUAUUCAAGAGGAGGUGGACAUGGCUCCUCUUCUGCUUUUGAACAUGUUUUUGUUGGGGAAAUCAAGGGUCAUGGGGAAAAUGCUGUCUCGGGUUUUCACAACUGGAUUCAGUUUUAUCUGGAAGAAGCUAAAGGAAAUGUAGACUAUCAAGGCUAUGUUUUUCCCAGGAGGUACGGAGAGCAUGUGGGGUUUCUUGCGGCUUUGUAAGCCCGAGGGAACUGGGAGGCGAGCCAAGCAAGCAACGAAUGAGAGGAGAGACAAACCAUGAGAGGGAUUGCAACUUGGUGCAAGAGGAGCAUGUGAAUGGAGAGGCCGAGCGAGAGCAACUCUCGGGCAUCUUGUGCGAUUCAAAGGUACAUCAGAAGGAGAUUUUUUAUCGGGAGAGAGGUAAGUAUCUUUGCUCUUAAACUCUUCCAUUUGGAGUUCCUUUGAAACCGGCCAACGAGGCUAUGACAUCAUUGGGUGCCCGAUUUUUAGAAGGAAUUGAGAAUGUUUGAAGGUAGACAAAGAAGUAAUCUCAUGUGAUAUCUCUCAAUUGUAAUUUCUUUAAGACGUUUGCAUUCCUUUAAAAAAUUUAUCUAGAUCUAUGCUUUGUAAGCCAUUAUAAUUUUCUUGUGCAUCUUAAUAAAAGAAGUUAGCCCUCCCUCUUUCUCUCCAUAGAUGUAGGCACCCCUUGCCGAACCACUUAAAUCCAUGUGUUCUUGAUUCUUUUGGUUGUUUUUAUGAUUCUUUGAUUUACAUGUUUUAUGUUCAAGUUUGCAAGAUUCUUGUUUAAAGAUUUAUGUUCAAUCUUACUUACUAAUUUUGUCAAGAAGUUUGAUCCAUUAUUGUAAAUUGUAUAGGAUUUGGCUGAUUUUAGAUUCUUGUACAUAUUUUGGUAAGCAUGUUGGCUAGAUUCUCAUUUGUAUGUACUUUCUAAACUUCCACAGUACCUUCAGCUAGAACAUCCUUGAUAAAAUGCAAUCUGAUAUCAAUGUACUUUUUUUCCUUUCAUGAAAUAUUUGAUUCUUCAUCAGCUGAAUAACACUUUGACUAUCACACCAUAUAACCGAUUUUAUUUGUGUUCUCAAGCUCUUCAAGAAAUCAUUUCAACCAGAUGCCUUUUUUUAUUGCCUCUGUAGCAACUAUAUAUUCUGGCUCUACUAUUAAUAAAGCCACAAUUGACUGAAGAUUUAAUUAUUAACUGACUAUGUUUCCGUAGACUUGAAAGACGUACCCUGUCAAGGAUCUACGCUUGUGCAUACCUCUUGCAU
This is a messenger RNA of Dendrobium catenatum, 2285 nucleotides long. RefSeq lists its product as uncharacterized. Gene Ontology annotation, molecular function: RNA endonuclease activity. The transcript has 7 exons. Lineage: Eukaryota; Viridiplantae; Streptophyta; Magnoliopsida; Asparagales; Orchidaceae. Bases 151 to 1239 code for a protein of 362 amino acids. The record is from RefSeq and is a predicted model, not a curated record.